Messenger RNA from Vitis riparia (riverbank grape), 1478 nucleotides. RefSeq names its product early nodulin-75-like. NCBI's taxonomy places the organism in Eukaryota, Viridiplantae, Streptophyta, Magnoliopsida, Vitales, Vitaceae. The record is from RefSeq and is a predicted model, not a curated record. The coding region runs from base 20 to 1231 and encodes 403 amino acids. The transcript has a single exon.
UCUCAGCCUGAACUCAAAGAUGUCUUCCACAUCCUUGCUAGUGUUGCUGCUGGGACUGGUGGUUCUCAUCACCUCGUCUCUUGCUGACUACCCCAAGCAUCCCCCACUUCAGAAACCACCUACGGAACACCAACCACCAACUAAACCUCCCAAUGGAGAGAAGCCACUCCCCGAACACAAGCCACCAAGUCCAUUUGGCAAACCACCCCAGGGAGAGAAGCCACCACCACAAAAUAAGCCAUCUGACAAAACUCGUAAGCUUCUCCAGGUAGAGAAGCCGCUUCCGGAGCACAAGCCGCCGGUGAAGAAACCACCUACGGAACACCAGCCACCAACUGAACCUGCCAAGGGAGAGAAGCCAGUCCCCGAACACAAGCCACCAAGCCCAUUCGGCAAACCACCCCAGGGAGAGAAGCCACCACCAGAACACAAGCCAUCUGACAAAACUCGUAACCUUCUCCAGGGAGAGAAGCCACUCCCCAAACACAAGCCACCAAGCCCAUUCGGCAAACCACCCCAGGGAGAGAAGCCACCACCAGAACACAAGCCAUCUGACAAAACUCGUAACCUUCUCCAGGGAGAGAAGCCACUCCCCGAACACAAGCCACCAAGCCCAUUCGGCAAACCACCCCAGGGAGAGAAGCCACCACCAGAACACAAGCCAUCUGACAAAACUCGAAACCUACUCCAGGGAGAGAAACAACUCCCGGAGCACAAGCCACCGAUGAAGAAACCACCUACGGAACAGCAGCCACCAACUGAACCUUCCAAGGGAGAGAAGCCAGUUCCCGAACACAAGCCACCAAGCCCAUUUGGCAAACCACCCCAGGGAGAGAAGCCGCCACCAGAACAAAAGCCAUCUGACAAAACUCGUAACCUUCUCCAGGGAGAGAAGCCACUCCCCGAACACAAGCCACCAAGCCCAUUCGGCAAACCACCCCAGGGAGAGAAGCCACCACCAGAACACAAGCCAUCUGACAAAACUCGAAACCUACUCGAGGGAGAGAAACAUCUCCCGGAGCACAAGCCACCAAGCCCAUUAGGCAAACCACCAAAGGGACAGAAGCCACCUCCUUCCGGUCACAACCCUGGGCACCCUCCUGCAGAGAGUGCCGAAGACUCAUACAAGCCACCUCAGAAGAUUACGCCUCCUUCAACUCCAACAAAGAAGCCACCAGCUCCUACCCAGAAGCCACCCCACAAACCACCAUCUCCUACCCAUCCCAACUGAGUGACUUUGGUUAGUUUGAGAUUUUGAGUAAUACGUAAAAUAAGAGCUGCUACCCGCUGUGCACUUAUCAUGUUACUCUUUCCCUGCGAGCCUAUAGGUUCUAUGUAUAAGUCGCUGCUAUGUUUCUGUUUGAGAAUGGUGAUGAGUACUCAUUGUAGAUUUCUCUACCUUUGUAACACUGUCUAUUUUAUUAUGUAGUGAAUAUUGAGUGUUACUUAUAGUGCUAUCUACAAUCCAGAUUUCCUUC